AUGGCAUCAAACGAGCAAAUUUUACCAUCACCUACUCUAAACCUGCUUGUUUCUCUUGGUUUAACCUGGACAAAGUCUCAAAAAACUGCUUACCUCGAAACCAUCCGCACUAUUACGCUGCCUAGGCUUAAUGUAAUCCAGGCCUCUGCGGUUGAAAACCGUGUAAUCAACGAGCCUUACCUUCACCGGGACGAUUUUUUGACUGAGACUCCUGCAGCUAAGCUAUCUUGGGAUGCUUAUUGGGAAGAGACCUAUCUUAGGAAGCCUACAGCGCGCGCACUGCGCCAAAAUGUCAUAAGAUGCCAUCCUCACCAAUGGAAAUAUAUCAUCCAACCAAACGAGAGCGUCAUUAUUCGUGACGAGCAUACCAACAAGAUAGUAUUAAUCGUUCUGCGAGACCUUGUGCCUCACCAAAGCCUUGCCUCUGCCAUGGAAGACGUCUGUGUAGAACUGGCGACGAAAUGCCCAUUCGAACGCCAAGAUGACCCCGGGACUUUGGUUCAUUUCGCUUAUACGUGUGGGUCGCGGCAAAACUUUCAAAUACAGUUAGCUACGCCGAAAAGAGGGCCAAAUAUGGGUCCCAAUUACGAGCUUCAAAGCAAAGCGCAAGGGGUGGCAGGCCUUCUUUGGAAUAUGCUGCGCUGCCGUUUGCCAGACGAGAUAAUUGACGAUUUUAACGACACCGUCCACCGCCACCACUUACCACGGAUGGAUAUGAUGAAAGCCCCGGAUACCUCUUUUGCCUUCGAAAUUGGAAGCCGAAAUGUGAGGUUUCCAACUGGCACAGGCGCCGACUUCGAGCUUCCACCUCCUUCCGGCUUAAUCAGUUAUAACUAUGCUAGAUAUACGCACAACGAGGUCAACGCCAACAACUGGGUGAUUGGUUAUACCACUCACGCGCCUGACGACCAUACAAAAGGUGGCAAUUUUUACUUGGCCCAAUACGGCGUAUUAUUGCUCCCAGCCAGUAACACAGCAUGGUCGUGGCAGCCAACUGAUCAUCACGGCACUACGCUAUUUGAAAUGACAGAUAUUGGAGAAAAUGACUCCAUAGGCUGCUCUGAGCGACGACUAGACGGUCAAUAUAAUGUAGGUCUUUUGUUCGAGAUAUCAAAAGCUUUGCCGACUGCUCGUUUCAACACAUCGUGGCUCCCAGAGAUGCCUCGGACCCCCUCGCCAAGCAGACUAAAACUACAGACUAAUCCGAAGGCGGUAAAAGCUCGUCGGGCUAAGCCAAAGACGGUAUACGCCCGCGUAAGCAAUGAAAUGUGCAAAAAGACGUGA
Messenger RNA from Daldinia loculata, 1284 nucleotides. RefSeq lists its product as uncharacterized. Bases 1 to 1284 code for a protein of 427 amino acids. The record is from RefSeq and is a predicted model, not a curated record. The transcript is spliced from 2 exons. NCBI's taxonomy places the organism in Eukaryota, Fungi, Ascomycota, Sordariomycetes, Xylariales, Hypoxylaceae.